CGGCGACAGGUCGCCGGGGGCCCUUAAGUGCGGGGCUUAAGGGUGGGUGGGUUGGAAAGCAGAAAUCGGAGUCUGCGAUCAGAAAAGAUAACUGAAUUCAACCAAUGUUGAACCUGCACGCAAAACUGAAUUCAGCCAAUGUUGAAUCUACAAGACAAAGCUGUUGAGGUCAGGAUAACUGAAUUCAACCAGUGUUGAACCAACAAGGCAAAGCUAUUGAGGUCAGGAUAAGAGGAGUCCGAGUGGAUGUCUUCAUGGAUAUUGUUGAUAUAUUUAACCCUUUGAUAUCCACCGACCACUUGGAUGACAUUCUGAUUUUAGAGUCAAACUUAGAAAGUGAAGUUUGUGAUGAUUGUGGCACAGAACCAGACACCCUGGGAGGUUCUUUAAGAAACAUGCUGAGUGACAAAGAUCCUAUGCUAGGAUCUGCUAGUGCACAGUUCAGCCUGCCCUUUUCAGAUACUGAAGAAGGCAACGUUCAGCUAACUUGCUCAACAGAUGCUGAACUUAAGCUCACAGAUGAGGGUGACGUGAAGGAAAGUGCUCUAGAUACUAUGGAGGAAGAGGAUUUAUCAGAACUUUCAAACAAGAAAAGUAAGGGUAAAUCACCAAAAGCUACUGUGCAGUCACCUCGAAAGUCUCCUCGUUUAUUGGCUCAAGAACCAGUUCGAAGCCUCCGUAACAGUACCUUGGCUAAAAGGCUCAGUCCAGCAAAUUUAACUCUUACAAAAAGGAAGGAUCAAGUGAAGUUUGCCUCCAUUGGAGCAGGGUCACCGAAACUGCCAGACAGGCAUGAGAAACAAAGCCAGCAAAAGACUGGAGAAAAGAGUAGAUCACAGCAGCAACAUGUAUCAGAAAAUGUACAGAGUAGUGAAGAAACUGUUCAUGAGGCUACACAGCCCAAUCCUGUGGAUUCAAGGAGCCCAGAAUUCGACUUAAUAGAGAAGAACAGUGUACCAGAAAAUACAUUGGAAAUAGCCUGUGAAAGUCAUAAACCUACAUUGGUAGAAGCAAUGGAACGGCAAAUAAUUACCCCUGCAAGAGAAUUGCAGUGUUCUACAGAGACACAAAUUAUUUUAGAGGUAGAAAAGAAUACUUCGGAUGCAAAUGUAGAAGAUGUCAGUGAUCUCCAUUGUUUAGAGACACAAGUUGCAUCACUUAACCAAAAUCCAAUUGAUUCAUUGUUGGAAUCAGAGCAUACAGCAGCAGUAACUGAAACUGGUCAAGAAACCAUUGCACAGAAUGGCAGUGCACAAGAUGCUGUAAUCUGUGACACUCGUCAGAACGAGCAAGCUACAUCUGUAGAUCAUAGCUUAUGUAAGCCUGUACUUGAAUUGCAAUGCACUGAGUUAAUUACCACAAAUUCAGAUGGACUAUCUGCAGAUACUGCAGUCGGAGAUCUUCAUAGUGUUAGUGAUCACUGUUGUAAAACUAUACAUAAAAUUGCUGAGAAGUCAAAGGAAAUUGUAGCAGAAAAGAAUACUGUCGUAUCCAGCAAAAAGUUAGAUAUUGAGGAAAAUAGUAAUAAGGAACAGGAGAAUGACCCAGUUGAUAUGGAUUCUGUAUCACAGGCUACGAUGUCUGACCUUCAUCCACAAUUAGAAGGAAACUUUCAAAAUCCAGUUGAUGAAAAAUUACAGACGCCUUCUGAAUCAAUUGUAUCUAUAAAUUAUGUAGAUGCACAAGGUGAUCUUGACACACAGCCAACUAAUGAAAUUAUUCCAAACAAUGAAAGCAGUCUUAUAAAACAGAAUAUUUUAGGUGGUUUGGAAUCGGUUGAGGACACUGGGAAUACUGAAUCACAACCGGAAACAGUAGUUGGUAUUUCAGAGAAGUCUGACGUUGGGAUACUUGAGUGCAAAUUCGAACAAGAAGCCGAAACACCUGCUUCCUCACAAAUAGUUGCUGAAGCUGCCGUUGAUCCUAAAAGUGAUGAUCAUUACAGCGAUCAUUUGGCAAGCCUACAUUCAAAUAAGCAGCAGUCUGAUCUCAUGAACGAAGUGAUCCAGGAUCAUUCUGGCCAUAAAGACCAUGCAGAAGUACUCCCUGGGAAGGAGGGUGAUGUAGAGCUUAAGAGUCAGGCUUUAAAACAGGAUAGAUGGCCACUGAAGCCUCAGCAUAAACCUGAACAAGUAGAUUCAAAACCGGAACAGGCUGACAACUUCUUGCGCACUAAUAGGAAGAGAAUUAAGUCAGAUGUUCAGUCCUCUGAAGCACUCAAGCAAGCUAAGACACAUAUUUCUUCAUUUACUAGUAAACGAAAGGCAAUAGAGCAAGAUGAACAACAUCUUCACAAGGCAGCUAAGAGUUUGAAAACACAGGUUGCACAGGACACUAAAUACAAAAAUGAACAAUCACAAAAGAGAAAUUUGGGUAAACCUUCUUCGACUUCCCAGGGACCAAAAAUACAGACAGCAGUUACAUCACAGAUGUGCAAGACAGUGUCAACGUCUCCUUCAGGGAAUGAUAAGAUAAGGAAAAUUGUCCAGGUACCUAAGCAUGCUUCUAAUUCUGCUUCAAAACUGAGUGAGGUAACAGUGAAACAGGGCCACAAACCUAUCCCUUCAGGUAAAAUAUUUCCUCAGCAGACUGGUAAUAUAAAAGAAAGAGAUAAAACAAAACUUGUCGACCAUUCCAAUGAAGAUGAUAAAGAUAAAAUGAAAGCCAGAAAGAUUGAGAAGGCUAUUUCCCCAAGGCAGCGGAGGAGCAGCAAAAGCCUUUCAUUGGACGAACCACCUUUAUUUAUCCCAGAUAAUAUGCCUGUGGUGAAAAAGGAGGAAACUGAUGUGGACCAUUCUGGCCCUGCUGCUACCUCAGAUUUGUGGGACCCCAAAAAUCUCUGUGGUUUUUGUAAGAAACCUCAUAAUAGCAGGUUCAUGGUCGGGUGUGGAAGAUGUGACGAUUGGUUUCAUGGAGAAUGUGUUGGACUGACGCUUGGCCAAGCCCAGCAACUGGAGAAAGAAGACAAAGAAUAUAUUUGUUUGAAAUGUUGUGCUGUGGAAGACAAAGGCCCAUCAAUCAAUCACAGUCACAAUAAACAUAUUAUACAUAAUGACAUGGAUAAGGCAAAAUCGGAAUUAGUCCAUGAACGUUCAAACCAUUUAAAAAGUGAAAAGGCUUCCGUUAUGAGAACUGGUAUCACUAACACUAAGGAUUCGGAGAUAAAGGAUGCAAAAAAAGCACAUUUGGUGAAUGAGCGCGUUACAGGACAAUUAACAGGAAUAUCGCAAGCACCUGAACACAAGAAAGACAAACUGCUUAAAGACCUUGCAGCCACCCGGUUGAGUCAAGGAGAAAAACUUCCAAAACUAGAUUUAAAGGAUAAGCUAUUAGUGAAAAAGAAAGGAGAGAAAGGACCAAAUAGUGCACCAUCUCCAACCAGCCCUUCUGCACCUCAACCAACUGUUGAACAAAUCAGACAGAAUGUUCGCCAUUCUCUGAAGGACAUAUUAGGAAAAAGGCUUUCGGAGUCGGAUUUGAAAGUUCCAGAGGAACGCGCAACCAAGGUUGCAGCCAGAAUUGAGAGAAAGCUGUUUUCUUUUUAUGGGGACACAGAUACUAAAUACAAAAGCAAGUACAGGAGCUUGAUGUUUAAUCUCAAAGAUCCCAAGAAUCAAGUGUUGUUCAAGCGAGUGUUGAAAGGUGACAUCUUACCUGAUCAUUUAAUUCGUAUGAGUCCAGAGGAACUGGCGUCCAAGGAAUUGGCUGCAUGGAGACAGCGAGAGAAUAGACAUAUGAUUGAAAUGAUAGAGAAGGAACAAAGAGAGGUUGAAAGGCGACCAAUUACAAAAAUAACGCACAAGGGGGAAAUUGAAAUUGAGAGCGAGGCACCAAUGAAAGAACCUGAAGGGGUGGUUACAGAGGCGGCUGAACCAAAAGUUCUGGACCCAAAGCCCAUUGUAGAAAAACUAGAAGAGGUUGAAGAAGAAACUCCAACAGAUGCCACAGAAGAUACUACCUGUCAGCACAAAAACCAUCUUUUUGAUUUAAACUGCAAAAUUUGUACAGGUCGAAUGGCUCCACCAGUUGAGGAACUGCCUGUGCCGAAAGUGAAGGUAGCUACAAGUGUGACAAGGCGUCAAUCAGAUGUUGAUGCCGAAUCAGCGUAUUUGGCAGAUGCUCUUUCUUCUUUUGAUGCAAUAGCAGAGGAAACACCAGAAUCAGUACAGCUAUCCACCUCCUCUAUGACAAGGUCAGAUGUGUACGACAUUGCAGAAGAUGAGUCAAGGUUUCUAGCUCGACUGGAUUCUCUCUGGAAGGGAUUUAUCAAUAUGCCUAGUGUGGCCAAAUUUGUUACCAAAGCUUAUCCUGUCUCUGGCUCAUCGGAUCACCUAACAGAGGAUUUACCAGAUACCAUACAAGUAGGAGGGAGGAUUCCUCCUCAGAUGGUUUGGGACUAUGUGGACAAGAUAAAAGCCUCAGGAACUAAGGAAAUUUGUGUCAUACGUUUCUGUCCAGUGACUGAGGAAGAUCAGAUAAUGUACACUUCACUGUACGCAUACUUCAACAGCAGGCAACGAUAUGGAGUAGUAGCCAACAACGUGAAGCAGGUUAAAGACAUGUACCUUAUUCCAUUGGGUGCCUUGGAAAAAAUACCUUAUCGACUCUUACCAUUUGAGGGGCCAGGUCUUGAGGUAAUUCGCAAAAAUCUUCUCCUCGGAUUGAUCAUUCGACAGAGGCUAAAGAGAUCAUUUAGUGCUUCACCUGCUGAGGAACUCUCUGAAUCGGAGAAGCUACCCAGUAGUUUGCCUCAAGAAAAGAAAAGCAGAACAGAGUAUGUAGAAGGUGAAGGUGAAGAUGAAGAUGAAGAAGAAGAAGAAAAUCAGUUCUUUAAUUCUUUCACUUCAGUGUUGCCUAAGUUUAGAAGCAAACCCAAGCAGACAUCACCCGUUGAACCUCAGAUUUUGAAAACACCACCUUCAUCACCAGCUGAACCAAUUCCUAUGCUGUCCACAAAGCCAUUGCGAUUUCUCCCUGGAGUAUUGGUUGGUUGGGAAAACCAAUCCACCUCUCUCGAAUUAUCAAACCGACCACUGGACGACAUUCUUCAGAGUCUUUUGGGAGAUGCAGAGAAAGAAACUGAACCAAAGCCUGAUUCUGGUACUGGACCUGACUUGGGAGAUGCUGUGGUGACUGUAAAAGAUUCCAAUACAUCACAGCCUGAAGAAACCACUGACGAUCAAGAGAGUGCUAAAGAUGUCUUGCAUGAUCUUCCAGCGGAAAAUGAGAAUGCAGAUGUCAUUGAGGACGACAAAGAAAUUUCAAAGCCAACUGGACUUCUUACAACUCUCACACUUAAAGACAAACCACCGGAUGUUUCCACUGAAGUGUUCCUUUCCAAUCUUGCAGCUCUAAAAUCACAGCCAAAUCAAAAAGAAGAGCAUGAGAAACUUCGGCAUCACUACAAAGUAAAAAAGGUAAAAAUGGAACCCUCAAAAGAGAAAAAUGAGACUUUUGGUGGUUCUGAAGCUCGACCAUUGAGUCCCAAGUUAUCUCCGCCUGAGCCCAGUACGGGUGCAGAAAAAGUAGAUUCCUCACAUGAAGCUCAUGCAAGUGUCUUGCAGGUUGUGAAUAUAAGCAGAGACCCAAGACAAGCAGCUGUUCGAAUGCAGCAAAAUGUUUCUGCAAUAAACAAGCCGCCAGAGAGCAAUGCAGAAGAACAACAUUUGGAAAACAGGAACGAUAACUGUGAGGGUGAGAGCUUAAAGAAUCCAGUGGAAAUUUCAAAGGAAUCCCCAGAAAAUGGCGAAGGAGAAACAGCCAUAAAGCAGGUUACUGAAGAGACAAUUGAUACUCAAAGUGAGCUAUCCAGUAAACAGUUGCAGGAACCUUCACCUUGUACUAUAGAGACUUCAUCGACAGUUUUUCAGAAUCUUUCAAAUCCAGAAACAGAAUCAACAAGUUCUUUACAGAUGGGUCAAACAGCUUCUGAUACAGAAUUGGUAGAAACACACACUAUUGAGACUGUGCAGUCAAUCCGAAGGGAAAAUGUCCCAGUGCCCUCUUUCCAUGGCCCGCGUGCAGGUACGCAUUUUGAGUUCUCUUCAAAUGCAGUGCCUGCACACAAUCAGACUCAGCUGCCGGCAGUGUCCACCUCAUUACCAAGCAGUGGCCCUUCAGGUAGCCCGGCAUCAAGUGGAAAUAUUUUCCCUCCACCAAUAUCGCAACUACCUAACUUUAACCAAGUCCAAGGUCAUCCUUCUGGUUUUCCCUUUCAGCGAACUUUACCUGCUGGCAAUUUUCAGCCAGGUAAUUUGAUGCCUUCAUUCAUGCCAGUUCGGGCCCCACCACCAAUUCCUCCACCACCAUUUGGCCUUCAGACAGAUCCUCAUUUGAGGUUUCAUGCUCCUGAUCUUGGCGCAGCACAUGCCCUGGGCUCAAAUCAUAUGAUGCCUUGGCUACCACCAAUUCCCUGUCCGCCACAACAUUUGGGGCUUCUACAUCUUGCACAUGGGCAACCUAUGCCUCCUUUCUCCUCUGACCACCCGAUUGAUGUUAACAGAUAUGUAAGAGGUUCAGGACCAGGUUUUCAAUCUAUCAAGGAAGAAAGGCAUCAUGGCGAUCCUUGGGAUAGAUAUAGCCAAAGGUCAGAGCAUAAUCUUGGCAAGGAACAUGGCAGUCAUCAUAGAUACAGGUUUUAUAGUGAUUAUCGUCGAAAAAAAGAUCGGCACAAAGAAAGAGACAGGGACAAAUACUGGGAUCGAGGGUCUGAACGAGACAGAGACAAGUAUAAGGAUAGAGACCGUGAUAAAGGGAGAGACAGAGAAAAGAGACGGAGUCAUGAGGACCGGCAUAGAGAUAAGGAUCGGGACCGCCAUCGGGAACGUGAAAGGAGCCACGAUGGCGUGGACUCGAGAAGAGAACGAAGCAAAGAUAAAGAAAAGAGUAGAUCCGAAAAUGAAGAUAGCGAUAAAGAGAGGGGGAAGGGAAGGAGUAAGGACAAGCAUAGAGAAAAAGUUCAUGAAAGAGAUAAUGAUGUGGAACGGGAUAAACACCACAGAGAUAAAGACCAUGAUAAAAGGGACCACAGUGACAGAAGCAAAAGCAAGAAGAGAAAGAGUUCCCCAGAGGAUACUUCUAAUUAACAACUGUACAGAACCAAAAAAAUUGUUAACUUGUGAACUUUGUCCUGAUAAUUUGAAGAAGUAACAAUUGGUUCACCUGUACUUGUCAACUAGAAUGCCAGUUCAUGCUGCAAUGUUAUGACAUGAUUCACUUGAGUGGUUCCUUGUAUAGCAUACAGUAUUUACCACCAUGUCUUGCUGCUCUUAAAUACUAAUUAACAAUACAAGAAGCUAGUAGUAUAACAUUUUAAGUAAUUUUAUUACUUCUGAUAAUUAUCCAAACUGAUAGUUCUAGCAUGAGCUACUAUACAUGUCAAAAUUUUAAGAAGUUAAGAUCCACAGCUUUUGCUGUUGCCCAGGUUCUUUUCCUGAAAUAAUGUACGCUUUGUAGGCAGUUUGCAGUGCGGCACACACUCAUGAAUAAUUAUACAAAGGUAUCAUGUUCUUAUUCAAACCAGUUGCAGUUGUACAUUUCUGAAGUUUUAUGUUGUACUUCUAUUUCAAUGUAUUAAUUCAUUUGCAAGAGUUGGCUGUUAACUAUUGCAUUGUUUUAAACAGGCAAUCACAACAAUGUAAGUGUUGUAUUAAAAUUUUAGAUAAAAAGUGCAUUGAAAAUAAAACUAUACAUCCAUCUAUAUUUUGUAAAAUUGUCACAUUGUUGCUUUGACUUGGCUAUUAUCUUCGUUGCUUCAACAUUGUAGACUAUUGCUUGUAUACUAUCUUUUCUGUUUAAUUCAUCAAUCUUUUUACUGAAGAAUCUGUGUAAAUAUUUUAAAUGAUGUUUUCAAUGUAAAUGAUUAUAAAAUGAAUUUUCUCCACAUAACUGUCUUUUGUUAU
This is a messenger RNA of Mobula hypostoma (lesser devil ray), 7901 nucleotides long. RefSeq names its product PHD finger protein 3 (gene phf3). NCBI's taxonomy places the organism in Eukaryota, Metazoa, Chordata, Chondrichthyes, Myliobatiformes, Myliobatidae. The record is from RefSeq and is a predicted model, not a curated record. Gene Ontology annotation, biological process: DNA-templated transcription. The transcript has 17 exons. Bases 255 to 7085 code for a protein of 2276 amino acids.